Messenger RNA from Doryrhamphus excisus (bluestripe pipefish), 1836 nucleotides. The record is from RefSeq and is a predicted model, not a curated record. NCBI's taxonomy places the organism in Eukaryota, Metazoa, Chordata, Actinopteri, Syngnathiformes, Syngnathidae.
GUGUAACUAGGGGGAGCAUUAUUUGGCAGGAAAUUAGUAAUGGAGAUGGGAAACGCCAUUCCUUUUGACGGACUCUAUUUGUCACGAGUCACGCUGUGAAUGAGCUAGCGGCUAAACGUUUAGCUAGCGAAGUAAUAGUUUUGCCCUCACCUUCACAAUGAGCUUGGACAAACUCUUUCACCAAAUCCUUGUGACUGAACAACAAUUAAGUGAGCAGAUUCAAAAGUUAAAAGAAGUGAAGGCGGCCAUCAUCAGAUGCAACGUGCAGGUGAAAGACGCCACCGCAAAGAACCAGAAGACCUCUGAAGAACUUGACAUGAAGGCUCAGCAGUUGUCCACAAUGACGCUGGAGCGGGACUGGAUGAAUAAAUGUGAAGAACACAUGUCAGAACACAUUGAGGAGCUUCUCUACCAAAAUAGUCACCUCAGUGAACGACUGGCCAGGAUAAAAACAGCCUCUCAAGAUGAGGAGCAAGUCUUCCUGCAGGAGAUCUCCAGCUUCAACAGCAAGUACAGUCUUGGCAGCAGAGAGACCGUGUUGACCAGCCACACUCACACUGAGGUCCUGAACCUGGACAGAGAGGCCGACUCCUUAUAUAAAGAGAUGGAGGAGAUGAGCCGGAGGAACUGUCACACAGGCGCCCUUUAUGAAGAGAAGUGCACUCUCCAGCUUGAACUGCAAGCCCUGAAAAGCAUGAACUCAGAUGUGGAGCAGCAGCUCAGCCGGGCUGAAAAGAUGACAGAAGAUCUGAGGGCCGAGUGCCACCUCGUCAGUCAGAAACCUUUGACUGACAGCGACUGUGUCAGGAUGAGGGAUGAGCUGGCAGAGUACAGAGAAGGAGAACUGGAGCUCCUGCGUGAGGCCCUCAGCUCGGAGUUGCAGCACCUCCAAAGUGAGGUGCAGAGCCGGCAGGGUGGAGAGCAGCGUUAGGAACAUCACUUUUGUGCUGUUUUUGUUUGCUGGCAGCACAGGCAGGGCAGGCCGACAUGUUCUGGCAGAAAUACUGCAGUAGACCUUCCAGCAAGUAUUUGUUUAACCUUUGUGCAACACACGUUUGCUUUGCAGUGGUUAGAGAAGGGUCGUACAAACAGUGUUUAUGAUUUAAAGUGGUCAACGCUCCUGUGCCGUUAAUAUUUCAUAUUUUGUUGCUAUUUAAAAUCUAAAAUCUAAAUCUAAAGCUAGUUAUUUCAUCUUAUUUAAUCUUUUAUACUGAUUGAAUCUCCUAUAUAGUGGACAUAUGAAGCUGUGCUCCCUAGAAAUAACAGAAGUGAUGCAGUCGAAUGCCAUUACAGUGUGUGGUGACAUGCUGCCCUCUAGUGGGCAGAGUGUGGCAUUGCUGUUGGAGGCAAACAGGGUGCUCAGUGAAAAACAAUUGACUUAACAUGGUCACAAUGAUGCAGUGGGGAAAUGAUGUGACCCACUUGGUCCGAGUCCGAGGGAGUGGGGGCUGGAAUAUCACAUUUUUCUAAGCCGCUUGUCCCCACGAAGGAGCCUAUCCCACCUGACUUUGGGCUGGACUGGUUGCCAGCCAAUCAAAAGGCUGCCAGUAUCAUUAACACUAGUUUUAGGGAAUAGUUGCUGCCAAAUUGGUAUCGUUGAUAUCAGUUACUUUUUUUCUGCAACAUAUGAUUCAAUAUUAAUAAAUGCAAUCUUUUCAUUUCAAGCAUGCAAAACCUGCUUAUGGCUUUUUAAAUAAUUAAGUUUUUACAUGAUUAGAGCCCCGUAGACAUGAAGUAACACCCCAUCGUCAUCUUUACACUCCGAUUAUUCUUUGUUUCAUAUUGCUCAGGCUACGGUUAGCUACAGUUAGCAUCUCCAAAUUACUUAUUGUCAAC